CACCAGGAAGAAGAGGCAGAUGUUUACAUGCCUCUCUCUAGUGGCCAGCGUUUCAGUUGUAUUGUUUCUACACGAGAGCAGCCCAUCCUUCAUGCACGCCCACUGUUUGUUACACAAACUUAUAUCAUGAUUUCGAGAUCACUCCGGUCAUAGAAAGCCAUCGAGACGUCUCUCUUCACAUAACAUCGAACAUCGCUUCGACCUGUCAAUUCAGGAUGUGGAUUCCUCUGCUGAGUUUGACUGCCCUUCCACACGUUGGUGGGAUAUUUGGAGGUUUAAUCACAAGGAAGGAGGUGAAGACCUGGUACACCACGCUCAAGAAACCCUCAUGGAGGCCACCUAACGCUGCCUUCCCAAUAGUGUGGACCACUCUCUACACUGGCAUGGGCUACGGUUCAUACCUUGUGUGGAAAGAGCUUGGAGGCUUCACCCAGGAUUCACUGGUACCACUGGGGCUCUAUGGGAUGCAGUUGGCGCUUAAUUGGGCCUGGACCCCCAUCUUCUUUGGCGCUCACAAAAUUAAACUGGCGAUGAUAGAGGUAGUGAUGCUGACUGGCACAGUUGCAGCCACAAUGGUGUCUUGGUAUCCCAUCAGCCGCACUGCAACACUUCUCAUGGUACCAUACUUGGCCUGGCUCUGCCUCGCUACCAGCCUCAACUACUGCAUCUGGAGAGACAAUCCAGACCCCAAAAAAGAUGACUAAAGAGUUCAAUAAAACAAACACUAUUCUAACUAACACUGACUAAAACAAAAAUGCAACCAUAUUUUACUUAUUUUUCUUGUUGGCCAUUUUGAAGUAUGAUAAUGAAGAAUUUAGUUUAAUUUGUAUCUUCACUUACAGUUUUGUAAUAUCAGAAAAAUUCACAUUGUGUCUUAAUUAUAAAAUAAGGAAAGGCAAUAAUGAGAAUGUUUCAGUGCUUCCAUUAUAUGAACUCAGUCCAUCAGUUCACUUACGUUCAGCAUUUUACACAGAUCACUUUACAGGCUCUUCAAACUCAAAAUGUCUCAGAUUGUUAACAGAACAAUGUUUUGCUUGCUUCCUUGGCUAUUUUUUAUUAAUAAAAAUGUUUUCUUGA
Messenger RNA from Carassius gibelio (silver crucian carp), 1077 nucleotides. Its product is annotated as translocator protein. The transcript has 4 exons. NCBI's taxonomy places the organism in Eukaryota, Metazoa, Chordata, Actinopteri, Cypriniformes, Cyprinidae. The record is from RefSeq and is a predicted model, not a curated record. Gene Ontology annotation, cellular component: mitochondrial outer membrane. The coding region runs from base 216 to 704 and encodes 162 amino acids.